GUGCGCGGAGCUCCGUGGCUGCGCUGCUGGAACCCGCUGGAAGAGAUACAGGUUUACUCUGGAGCAGCAGCAGCUGGCGGAGCAAUGGAGAUGCAAUCCUAUUAUGCCAAGCUUUUGGGGGAGCUGAAUGAACAGAGAAAGAGGGACUUUUUCUGUGACUGCAGCAUCAUUGUGGAAGGGCGGAUCUUCAAGGCCCACAGGAACAUUUUGUUUGCUAACAGCGGCUACUUCCGAGCCCUGCUCAUUCACUAUAUCCAGGACAGCGGGCGGCAUAGCACCGCCUCUUUGGACAUUGUCACCUCUGAUGCCUUCUCCAUUAUCUUAGAUUUCCUCUAUUCUGGGAAGUUGGAUUUGUGUGGGGAGAAUGUGAUUGAAGUGAUGUCGGCUGCCAGCUACCUGCAGAUGAAUGAUGUGGUGAACUUCUGCAAGACAUACAUUAGGUCAUCCCUCGACAUUUGCCGAAAGAUGGAGAAGGAGGCUGCUGUGGCUGCAGCAGUGGCGGCAGCAGCGGCGGCGGCUGCAGCGGCGGCGGCAGCGGCGGCUCAUCAGGUUGACAGUGGAAGCCCCAGUUCAGGCCGGGAGGGUACCUCCUGUGGUACCAAGAGCUUGGUCUCCUCUCCAGCCGUGGGAGAAAAGAGCGUGGACUGCCUGAGAGAGUCCCCUUGCGGUGACUGCGGAGACUGCCAUCCCUUGGAACUGGUGGUGAAAGACAGCCUUGGCGGUGGCUCGGCUGACAGCGACCUCUCUACUCCACCCAAACGGAUAGAGCCCAAGGUGGAAUUUGAUGCUGAUGAAGUGGAGGUGGACGUUGGUGAACAGCUGCAGCAGUAUGCUGCCCCGCUGAACCUGGCCCACGUGGAGGAGGCCUUGCCCAGCGGCCAGACGGUUGACUUGGCUUACAGCAACUACCACGUGAAGCAGUUCCUGGAGGCGCUCUUGCGCAACAGCGCUGCCCCGAGCAAGGAUGAUGCUGACCAUCACUUUUCUCGGAGUUUGGAGGGAAGACCAGAAGGUGCAGGAGUAGCCAUGAGUUCUAUGAUGGAUGUCCAGGCUGACUGGUAUGGAGAGGACUCAGGUGAUGUGCUGGUGGUCCCCAUCAAGCUCCACAAGUGUCCUUUCUGCCCUUACACUGCCAAGCAGAAGGGCAUCCUCAAGCGGCACAUCCGUUCACACACAGGCGAGCGGCCCUACCCCUGUGAGACCUGCGGCAAGAGGUUCACGCGACAGGAGCACCUGCGGAGCCACGCCCUGAGUGUCCACAGAUCCAACCGUCCAAUCAUCUGCAAGGGCUGCAGGAGAACAUUCACAAGUCACCUGUCCCAGGGGCUGCGGCGCUUCGGGCUGUGUGACAGCUGCACCUGCGUUACAGACACACCCGACGAUGACGAUGAUUUGAUGCCUAUCAACCUAAGCUUGAUGGAGGCUUCAUCCGAAAGCCAAGAAAAGAGUGACACAGACAAUGACUGGCCAAUCUAUGUGGAGUCGGGUGAGGAAAAUGACCCCGCUGGAGAUGAUUCUGAUGACAAACCACAAAUUCAGCCCAACUUAUCAGACCGAGAGACACUUACGUAG
This is a messenger RNA of Mandrillus leucophaeus (drill), 1572 nucleotides long. RefSeq names its product zinc finger and BTB domain containing 8B (gene ZBTB8B). NCBI's taxonomy places the organism in Eukaryota, Metazoa, Chordata, Mammalia, Primates, Cercopithecidae. The transcript is spliced from 4 exons. The record is from RefSeq and is a predicted model, not a curated record. The coding region runs from base 85 to 1572 and encodes 495 amino acids. Gene Ontology annotation, molecular function: protein binding; DNA-binding transcription factor activity, RNA polymerase II-specific; RNA polymerase II cis-regulatory region sequence-specific DNA binding. Gene Ontology annotation, biological process: regulation of transcription by RNA polymerase II. Gene Ontology annotation, cellular component: nucleus.